AUGCAAGACGACCAGUGGACAAACGCCAUUUCCGCUGCCGGCGAGAUCGUGGACGAGGCCAAAGCCGCCCGGGACCACCUCGAGGCGGCACUCAAGCAUGCCGACGCGGGCCACGAACAGGCCCGUACGCACUUGCAGGAGCUGUGGAGGGCCCGCCGCCUCGGCCUUGCCGCAGACGAGGCUCACCCCGCCGAGGACGCCCCAACCGAUGAGCCUCACGGCCAAGGUGGUGAAGUGGCCAAUAGCGGAGGGGGGGUGGGCGGGAGCGGUCUCUGUCAUGGGCACCGGGGGACUCCCGCAAUUUUGGCAUACCUUCCCCCCGAGUCGAACGACGCGGCCGCCGACCCGAACAUCAAGGUCCCCGAGCUCGGCGAGCUGCGCAAGCACCUUCAGGACAUUGAGGACACGGUCGUGCACCUCACGGAGGCGUGCGAGCAAGCCCGCCUUCUCUGCUUCGCUCUCGACGAGGAAAUGGCCCGCCGCAACUCGUAG
Molecule: messenger RNA, 492 nt
Organism: Apiotrichum porosum
Lineage: Eukaryota; Fungi; Basidiomycota; Tremellomycetes; Trichosporonales; Trichosporonaceae
Exons: 2
Coding region: 1-492 (163 amino acids)
Source: RefSeq, a predicted model, not a curated record